This is a messenger RNA of Knipowitschia caucasica, 2199 nucleotides long. The record is from the annotation of a GenBank genome assembly. NCBI's taxonomy places the organism in Eukaryota, Metazoa, Chordata, Actinopteri, Gobiiformes, Gobiidae.
AUGAUAAUAGUUCGUACUCACACGGCCCUUUGUGUCUGCAGUCUGCUCUGUGUGUGCGCGCGCACCAGGCCUCGCGCUCACAGCUACGCGCCGGAAGUGCCUGUUCGUUACAGUCACGUGGACACCCUUUCAAAAGGAGUCUGUGGAAUUGCACAGACCUCUGUGCAUUUAACUUAUCCUCUGCUAAAAGGACGUCAAGAAACCGCCACAAUGGGACGACGUUCAACUUCUUCCACCAAGAGUGGGAAGUUUAUGAACCCCACAGACCAGGCCAGAAAAGAGGCCCGGAAAAGGGAGUUGAAGAAGAACAAGAAGCAGAGGAUGAUGGUGCGAGCGGCUGUGCUCAAGAUGAAGGAUCCCAGGCAGAUCAUCCGAGACAUGGAGAAACUGGAUGAGAUGGAAUUCAAUCCAGUGCAGCAGCCUCUUCUGAAUGAGAAGGUUUUGAGAGACAAGAGGAAGAAGCUGCGGGAAACCUUCGAGCGUAUCGUUCGUCUGUACGAGAGAGAGAACCCUGAAACCUACAAAGAUCUCCGCAAAAUCGAGCUGGACUACGAGAGCAAGCGUGGACAGCUGGCCCAGUACUUCGACUCUGUCAAGAACGCUGAAUCAGUGGAAGUGGACAGUAUUCCGUUGCCAGAGAUGCCACACGCUCCGUCUAACAUCCAUGUGCAGGACAUCCCCCUCCCAGGAGCACAGCCCCCCUCCAUCCUCAAGAAGCCCUCUGUCUUUGGGAAGCCUCCAGGACCCCUGAUGCCCCCCCUGCCCAGUGUCCCACGUCUGCCUCCGGGAAAGAAGCCCCCCGGCCCCCCUCCAGGACCCCCUCCCCCACAGAUCCUCGCCAUGUACGGCAUCCCAGCACGCCGCGUGUACGGUCCCGAUGGAGAUCUGUCCAUCCCGGGGCUGGAGAGGGGGGCUCAGGGGGCUCAGGGGGAGCAGGGGGAGCAGAGCAGCGGCAGCGACAGCGACCGAGGCAGCGACAGCGACUCUGAGGACGACAGUGAAGACGAGCAGGACAAGGCGGGAGACGAAGAGGGCGGAGGAGACAAGCACGCAGGUCGCAGAAUCCGAUUCGCCGACCUGGCAGCGGACGGAUCGCAGGAAGGGAAGCAGAAGAAGAAACGACUAGUGAAGAAGACCAAGGCCAUCACUCCUCUGCAGGCCAUGAUGCUGCGGAUGGCAGGUCAGUCCAUCCCGGAGGAGGACGAGGAGGAGGAGGUGGAGGAGGAGUACACAGACAACUCUGACGGAGAGGAUGGAGAGGACCUUGCUCCUCCAGGAGACGCGCCUCCUCAGCUCGUGCCCCAGCGCCUCCCUCCUCCUGCAGGACAGCCUCCACACCUGCAGGGGCCUCCCAUGAGUGGACCUCCCCCUCUGGGACCUCCCCCUGCUCCCCCCAUGAGACCUCCAGGGCCUCCGUCUGGGCCGCCUCCUGGGCCUCCUCCAGGCGCCCCUCCCUUCAUGAGGCCUCCUGGAAUGCCCGGAGGCAUGAGGGGCCCUAUCCCCCGCAUGCUGCCCCCAGGACCUCCCCCAGGCCGACCUCCGGGACCCCCUCCAGGCCCCCCUCCAGGUCUGCCUCCUGGCCCCCCACCACGAGGCCCCCCGCCCAGACUCCCACCCCCAGCUCCACCAGGUAUGCCCCCUCCCCCGCCACGUUCAGGGGGCCCUCAGCGCCCCAUGGGCCCCCCCCUCUCCCUGUUCCCUCCCCCUCUCGCCGCCAACGUCCUGAGUGCCCCUCCCAGCAUCGUGCAGCGACAGAAGGCUUCAGGCUCCGCAACAGGAGGCCCCGACCCCCCCCAGAGCAACAUGAGGCCGGGCGGGAUCCAAAUGCCCCCUCCCCCUGGCACCGCAGGCGCCACCAUCGAGAAGCGAGCAAACCUCACGGCGCCCACGGUGGGAGGAGCCGCCGCCACCAUCUCAGCCAAGCCUCAGAUCAUCAACCCCAAAGCGGAGGUCACUCGCUUCGUGCCCACGGCCCUCAGGGUCCGCAGGGACAAGAUAGGGUCAGGGCCAGGGCCCAUGGACCGGGGUCAUGGAGCACGCAGCAGGAACGAGCACAUGACGGGCCACGCCCACAAGCACCACGCGCCCGCAGCCGCCAUGAUGAAGCCCUCGCAGAUGGGCGCCGUGGCUCCACCCAACAUGAAGACCAAGGACCAGGUGUACGAGGCCUUCAUGAGGGAGAUGGAGGGACUGCUUUAA